Messenger RNA from Nezara viridula (southern green stink bug), 4486 nucleotides. Lineage: Eukaryota; Metazoa; Arthropoda; Insecta; Hemiptera; Pentatomidae. The record is from the annotation of a GenBank genome assembly.
AAUUAAGUGAAAAGCCAACAGAAAGUUAUUGUAUCUACUUAACCAUUAUCUUAUUAUAAAGAUGGUUAUACACCUUUCUAAGAUAUUCAGAAGUGAAAGAAUGGCAUUAUGCCAUAUAUAUAUUCCGACUGAAGCUGGAUAUUCUAUUGUAUCUGCUCUAGGAGAGCAUGAAAUUGUGCAGUUUCGAGACUUGAAUGAGAAUAAACAUAAUAUUAGUGGUCCAAAAUACUUAAAUGAAGUGAAACUUUGUGAGAAAACAGAAGGUAUCCUUUAUUACCUUAAUAUGGAAGUUACUAGAAAUAAAAUAAAAGUGAAAAAGUAUUACGACGACCCUCCAGCUCCUAGUCAAAGGCAAAUAAUUGAUCUCAUGACACCUGGAACAGCGGAUUUUGAUUUGUUGAGGAAACUCUUUAAUGAAGUUAAGGAGGUUAGCUAUAACAUUGAACCUUUGAAGUAUACUCUACAACUUCAUUUGGAAUACCAAGCUAUCUUAAAAACGGCUUGCUCCUUAUUAUAUACAUCAAACGUAAUAACAAUCCAGAACACUGAAUCAGGACAGGAUUUAAAUCUUCAAAUUAUUGGGGGUGUAAUAGCAAAACAAAAAUGGAAUACUUUUGAGAGAACUAUGUGGCGAAUUUGCCAUGGGAAUUAUGUUUUGCAAGUUUCCGAUAUUCCUUCAAAUGACAAUGAUAAUUUGCGAAGAUUGUUUGUUGUACUAGUUCAUGGUGAAUUACUAAAAAACACUAUUCUAAAGCUUUCUGAAGGUUUUUCUGUUGUAUUAUAUGAUAUACCAGAAAGUAAACUAAAGUGUUCUGAGCUUUAUAUGAAAAAUAAGUCAUAUAUAGCAGAUUUAAAGAAGGUAAUAGCUACAACUAAGGAACAUUUCACACGUGUGUUACAAUUAGCUGCAUCGAAUUUGAAACGCUGGUUAAUUGAAGCCAAAAAAAUGAAGGCUAUCUAUCAUACAUUGAACAAAUUUGAAGUGGAUGCGAGUGAAUCCUUUCUUGUUGCAGAAUGCUGGAUUCCUUUGUCUAAUAUGGAAAUUCUAAAUGAGCUUUUGGUCAAUGAAAGUAAAAAUUUAGGAGGGGAAAUAAAGCCUAUAAUAUUUCGCUUACAUUACAAAGAACCUCCACCUACAUACUUUAGAUUAAAUAAAUUUACUAUUGGUUUUCAAAAUAUCAUUAAUGCGUAUGGCAUUGCAAACUACAAAGAACUGAAUCCAAUGCCAUAUACAGUAGUGACUUUUCCAUUUCUUUUCGCUGUUAUGUUUGGAGAUUUGGGUCAUGGAAUUUUAUUAACAUUGUUUGCUGUGUUUGCUAUCUCUUGGGAGAAGUAUUUCAUUUCAAAAAAUAUUGAAAAUGAGAUAUGGAACUUACUUUUUGGAGGAAGAUAUAUAAUAUUAUUAAUGGGUAUUGCUUCAAUUUAUACUGGUAUCAUUUAUAACGAGGUUUUUGCUCUCAGUCUUAAUAUUUUUGGAAGUAGUUGGAUUGUUAGUGAUGAUAUUGUAUCAUCGAGCAAAACUGAACCUUUUGUGGAAUUGGACCCAGGGAAUGGCUUCACAAAAAAACCAUAUCCAGUUGGAAUGGAUCCAGUUUGGAAGAUGGCCCAUAACCAAAUUGAUUUCUACAAUUCAUUUAAAAUGAAAAUAUCGGUGAUAUUUGGUGUUCUACAAAUGACCUUUGGUAUUUGGCUAUUUUUCUUAAAUUCUCUAUUUUUCAAGGAUUAUCUUUCAAUAUAUACUGAGUUUAUUCCUCAAGUGUUAUUCUUCACAUUUCUUUUUGGUUAUUUAGCUUUCUUAAUAAUAAUUAAGUGGUUCACAUAUGGUUCUGAGCAUGGUAGUGGUAGAAGUUCAGCUUGUGCUCCUUCGAUAAUCAUCUGUUUUAUAGAUAUGAUUUUAAUGACUUCAAGCAAUAAACUGCCUGAUGAAUGUGAUGAACACAUAUAUUCAUUUCAGAAUAUUUUUGAAAGGGCCGUGGUAAUUCUAGCAUUUAUUUGUGUACCAUGGAUGCUCAUAAUAAAGCCAAUUAUUCUCAUAAAGAGGAAAAAAAAGGAAGAAAAAGAGGAAGAGGAAUUGAAAAAGAAAAAUCUGGAUGAUAAUAAAGGCCACAAAGUUAGGUUUGAAGAUGAAAAAAGUAAGAAAGAGGAUCACAUAAUAGAUUGCCCACCUGCUGAUAAAAAAAAAUCUAAUGAAGUACUGGAAAAAGAGGAUGCUGGAAGUAUGGAGUGGAUACAUCACGAAGAAGAAGCUGGUGUAGGAGAAAUAUUAAUACAUCAAUGUAUUCACACUAUUGAAUUUGUAUUAGGCUCAAUCAGCUACACUGCUUCGUAUUUGAGACUAUGGGCUCUAUCGUUGGCCCACGCCCAACUUUCUGAUGUGCUGUGGGAAAUGAUUUUCAAACAAUUUGGAUUAGGAAUGGCAGCUAAAUUUGGUGUAUUUGGAUCUAUAAUCCUUCUUUUGACUUUUUAUUUCUGGGCAUUGAUUACGGUGUGUGUUUUAUGCAUAAUGGAAGGAUUAUCAGCAUUUUUACAUGCUUUAAGAUUACAUUGGAUGGAGUUUCAAAGUAAGUUUUACAAAGGUCAAGGAUAUCCUUUUGUUCCAUUCUCUUUCAAGGAGUUUAUGGAUGAAAUUAAAAAGGGAGAGGAAGUGGAUAACGUUGACUAGGUCUGGAUGGUAGUCCGACAUCAUGUUGAAGAAAACUUGAAAUUUUUAACAUUGUAACAGUUUUAAUGUUUUUAAUUUUGUAUUUAAAUAUAGUUUAUAAAAUAAAAUGAAUUUGGAUCACAGAUAUUAUACAAUAAAAUAUUUAGUAUUGAGUCACAUACUUGUUUUUUAUUCAAUAAAAAAGUAAAUUGUUGAUUGUAAUUAAACAAUUGUUUAUGAUGCAGACAUCUUAGUAUUUACAGAAUUAUAGGGUUAAUAGUUGUAAAAGAUAUACUGAUUCGAAUUGGAUCAAACUAUGUAAAAAUUACCACCAUCAAUAAAAAAUAAGCUAUAUCAACCAUAUGAAAAUUGUUAAGGACAAACAAAUAAUGAUAUAGAAAUAUAUAAAUAAAUAUAUUGAAGUCAAUUAAAAUAAAUAUAUACAUAGUUAAAAGAAUGAAAUUUAUGAUCUACUUCUGUGAUUUCUUUUCUUUUUUUUCUUAUGAGUUCUACUUCGACUCCUAGACCUACGCCUAGAACUAUGUUUACGAUGUUUUUUUGAUUUUGACUUUUUUCUGUCAUCAGAAGAGACAGAAUCAGAAGAUUCAGUAUCUACACUAACUUUAUCAUACUUAGUGCUUUUCUUAGACUUGUAUUUGUCACUUUUAUGUCUCGUCCUUCCAUCAGAAUCAGACUCUGAUGAGCUAUUUUUACCACGUAUAUUUUUAUAUUUAGAAAUAUCAUCGGCCUUUUUUCUUCCUCUGUUUCUAUAAGAAUCAAAGUUUUUGUGCUCUAAUUUAGAAUUUCUAUCAUCUUCUAAUCUGUUAUGUUUCUUAAAAUCCCCUUCUGGUGCUUUAUCUUUUCUUUCACUGGAAGCAGGCAACGGUUUUUUAUCAACAAAAUCGUUAUACUCUUUUAAAUUGAGUAUCUUGGAAUUUUUGUUAUACUCACUAGAUGUAACAAGGACAACAAGAUUUUCACUAAUAGAAAUAACAUCAUUUUGCAGAGCAAGUCUAACUAUGAUUCUACCAGGUAAAUCAUUAAAUCCUUCAACUUUACCAUACAAGCCCUUAUUAUGACCUGAUAUAACUUUUAUGAAAGCACCUUUUUUCAUAACCAAUUCUUCUUUAGAUUCAGCUUUUACAGUUUGAAUCACUUUAUCAGCUCCAAGGCCCAUUCCUUUAGGACGCAGUACUGGAUUGAUUGGUUCCACUAUUUUAGCAUUUUUGCCAAUACCUUUAUCUGGUUUCCAACCCAUGCCACGCAGAACAGCUAAUCCAAACUGAUUCACAGGCAUACUGUCAUAGUCCUCCAAUGUUGAUUCCUUUUCACUUACUUUCACAGCUUCUGUUUGGGGUAUUGUAAGAGUUUCCUGAAUUUCUUCAGUUUCAUUAACCUUUUUCAAGUCUUCCAUUAUUUCUUUGGCUGCUAAUUCAUCAAGAGUCAAUGGUUUUGUUUCUAUAUCAUCUUUGGAUUCAUCAGUUUUUACAUUAUCUGUUGUACCUGAUGUAGGUUCUUUUUUUUCCUUCCUCGCUUUCAAGGCUUCAAUCAUGUUGUCUCUAAGAAUGUUUCCAUUUCGCAAUGGAAUUAUUGGCAAUUCUUUUUCUUUUUCUUCACCAUUUAAAAGCUUUAUAGAAUUUUCUUCUAAACAUGAUAUAAAUUGAAUUGCUUUUUCUUCCUUCUUCGGCAAAAGUGCUACCUGUUUUUUUAUUUUUGUGAAACCGAAUGAUAUCUUUUUUGGCUCUUCUGCCAUCGUGUCUUUAAAAAAAAAUUAAAACUAAAAAACAUUAACUUGAAAACAAUAACUACGUUAGAACCUCUAUAACCGACAUAACCUGACUAUCA